Molecule: messenger RNA, 2256 nt
Organism: Capronia coronata CBS 617.96
Lineage: Eukaryota; Fungi; Ascomycota; Eurotiomycetes; Chaetothyriales; Herpotrichiellaceae
Exons: 4
Coding region: 1-2256 (751 amino acids)
Biological process (GO): regulation of DNA-templated transcription; DNA-templated transcription
Molecular function (GO): DNA-binding transcription factor activity, RNA polymerase II-specific; zinc ion binding; DNA binding
Source: RefSeq, a predicted model, not a curated record
AUGGAGAAGAUUCCGAGCCAUUCUUCCUGGCGUCGGCCUGCACCGCCGCCGUCGCCGCACAGCUCUGGCUUCGGAAAGGUCCGUACGUCGCACGCCUGUGACCGUUGUCGGUUGAUGAGGACAAAGUGUUCGGGAGGAGAUCGAUGCGUCAAGUGUACCAAAGACAAUGCGGCCUGUUUCUACGGGGACCGUAAGCGGGAACGCAACAAAAAGGACUUGGUGGAAAGCAUUGGUCGUAUCCAGGAGCUGGAAGGACAGAACACGCGCCUGCUCUCCACUCUUCGUUCGCUGGUCGAGAGACCGGACUUUCCCCUUGACCAGCAUGCCAACGUCCUGGAUCUUUUGACUAAGUAUUCGCCGAAAGAUUAUUCCGAUGAUCCUCAAGACCAAGGUUUAAGGUCUCCAAGCAUGACCAGCACGUCCAAGGAAUGGCAGUCCAUGACUGAUUCUGGUGGAAAAUCCAAGGAGCAAGGCACCGGACCGUCCGGCGAGAACAAGACAGCUUCCAGUGCUGGAUCUCCUGGGCGCCAAGGGGAAUUGACCGAAGUCGUUGACCUGGACCAUGGCUCGGGGGCGACAGGCUUCGUGGGCAAAAUGUCCGAGAUGUCGUGGAUCCGGCGCGCUUUUGAGUGUGUCCGCUCUGGAGGCGACCAGACGGUUCCAGACAUUGGUGUGUCGGAGAUCAGUCAUCAGCUUACCACCGUGCCCGACUACAGUUAUUUCAUGGACAACACGGAUGUGCUGGCCAUUGACGAAGACCACGUCGAGCAGUACGAAUGGCCGCCUGGCGACUCGGCCGUGGUGCUGGUCGAAGCAUACUUCCACGCGAUGCAAGGCGCUUUCCAAUUCGUCCUUCGCGAACCCUUCCUUCGGGAAUUGGUUGACUUUCCACGGCACAAGAUGCCAUCAUGGAGCGAACGGCGCUGGCUGGCCAUGGCCAACCUGGUCUGGGCGGUCGGAUCUUUGUGGCUCCAGAUCACCAAAUUGGACCCCUCGGACAAGCCAGACGGCCACCUUGUAUACUAUGCGCGAGCGCGCGCCCUUGGAAUCGACCACAGGAUCUUGUUCGACCACCCGGACAUUGAAAGGGUGCAGGGCAUCGGUUUACUCACAUUCUACCUACUAGUCAAUGGAUCGGUGACCAGGGCUUGGAAUAUUCUAGGGCAGGCCAUCCGUCAUGCGACAGCACUCGGCCUGCACUUGCGAGUGUCCGAUCCCAGUGUCAGCCGAGAGGAUCGAGAACGCCGAGCGCGAACGUGGUAUUCCCUGUACAGUCUGGAAAUCCUGCUAUGUGAAAUCGUGGGGCGGCCCAAGGCCAUUUGUUCCGCGGAUAUGACCGUGGAUGUCGAGCUACUGAAGGAAUCAUACGUAGAGCGCGAGAGCUCUGUACACGGAAGCGAGCCCCAGCUUCUGGAAAGAUCAAGGAAGCUUUGGCUCGACUUCUUGAGGGCCAGCCGGAACAUCCCGCAGAGUAUGGGCGCCGGAGCGCUGCCGUGGAAGAGUCUGGCGUCUGUGGGACAGAACAUAUCACCGGCAUACCUUCCCGAAAGACUGAAACUCUGUCGUCUCAGUGAUAAGAUAGCGGCGAAGUUGUACAGUGGAUCGUCGGCGGAUUCGUGGUCGGAGACGCAACGCAAGAUCGGUGAACUGCAGACGGAGAUGAGGAGAUGGGCGGACAAUCUCCCCGAGGAGCUGGCCAUGCAGAGCUCCAUCUCCACCAACACGGACCCCAGGGUCAAGGUCGAACUGGCCUUGUACUAUCACAGCCUACAGAUGAUUCUAUAUCGACCGUGUUUGUGUGAGGUGAAGAUUGAGAACGAGUCCGUUCGGUCGCAGGACUUCAAUCGAAGUACUGCGAGGGCCUGUGUGCACGCCGCGAUGUCAUUGUUGGCCAUCAUCCCUGACAAUCCCAGCGCCCACGAAGCGUACCAGCUCCUUCCCUGGUGGGCGCUUCUCCAUUAUGUGGCACAGGCGACGGCAGUACUGUUGUUGGAGCUGUCUAUUGACGCCGCCCACUUCAAAAACGAAGUGGGCGAUUUGGCCGACCAUUUGCGCAAGGCGAUGGCCUACCUGUGGUGCAUGGCCGAAGGGUCUCUGUCGGCGUACCGGGCGUGGAGAAUUUUCCGGCACUUGUUGUCAGAGGUGACCAGCCGAUGUGGCGACGACCUGGGUCUCACUGAUGUCCCGGUACACGCACCACAGCCUCAUGGAUGGAGAGGAGAGCACGAGAUGGGGGUCAAGAGGGCUUUUGGUUGA